UUUAACGCUCCCCUCUCUUAAACCACCACCAUCUCCUGCGCGACCUCCCAGUUCGAACCCCCCGGCCCCUCAGUCUACCUCUUACUACCACAAGAAUAUCGGAUACAGUCACAUAUCUACAAGCAGCAAUCAUCAAGAUGUCCGCAAGGAAGACAGCCUCCGCUACUAAAUCGUCCACCAAGAAGGCUGCUAGUCGGCCCGCCCCUACACAUCCAAGCUGGAUUGACAUGAUCAAGGAGUGUAUCACCGCCAGCACCGAAGACUCCCGCCAAGGGGUAUCCCGCCCCCAUAUCAAGAAGUACGUUGAAGAGACAUACAGGCUGCAGAUCGGCAACGCACAGAACACUCAGCUGGCUCGUGCCAUCGCCACCGGCGCUGAGAAAGGCAUCUUCGUUCUGCCUAAAGGCAUAUCAGGGAGAGUCAAACUCCCUCCCAAGACCAGCAGGGCUGCUGAUACAUCCGCUUCCAAGGAGAAUAAGCCGGCCAAGGCUGCACCACCCAAGCCCACAACCAAAGCACGUCCUACGAAGGUUGCCACUGCCAAGGCUGCUGCUGCUAAAAAGCCCGUACCCAAAUCUAAGGCCGACGCAACGGCUACAAAGAAGGCCACCGAGAGCAAGACAGCGAGCAAGUCUGCCAAAACACCUGCCUCUAAAACCGCGCCUGCAUCAAAGACGAAAGCGGCUGCUGCUCCCAAGAAGGUUGUAGCAGGUAAGAAGCCCGUAUCUGCGAAGAAGACCUCCACGACCUCCAAACGGGGAGCUGCUAAGAAGGCUGUCACGGGCACGACUGUUUCCACCAAGGCGAAGGCGGCAGCCACCAAGAAGUCAGCAAGAAAGCCAGCCGCUAAGGCAUCUGCACCCUCAAGCAGGAAGGUAUGAAAAUUUUAUGCUAGAAAGAACGGCGAUCUUACUCCCUUCCAGGCUGGGAGGAAAUGAGAGAUGACUUCUAGUUGUUCGUGCAUACUCUAGUUUCUCUGUGCACUUGUACGCUUGUGAUCUGUUGUCAUUUCUUAUUUUUUCUUUUCUUUCACUCUUAUCGUGGCUGGUACUCAGGUGUCGUUAUUUGUUGUAGUACAUAAUUGUCGAAGCCAACCAGGCCCAGCGGCCGAGAGGGGAAAUGUAUAUAUGCUUUGGCACUGAAUGUUGUAACUUGGAAUCUGAGAGCAUACGCGGGAGCGGGAUGGGUGUAU
Messenger RNA from Pisolithus orientalis, 1192 nucleotides. RefSeq lists its product as uncharacterized. The transcript is spliced from 6 exons. The coding region runs from base 138 to 881 and encodes 247 amino acids. Gene Ontology annotation, molecular function: structural constituent of chromatin; DNA binding. Gene Ontology annotation, cellular component: nucleosome. The record is from RefSeq and is a predicted model, not a curated record. Gene Ontology annotation, biological process: nucleosome assembly. Lineage: Eukaryota; Fungi; Basidiomycota; Agaricomycetes; Boletales; Pisolithaceae.